Messenger RNA from Acanthosepion pharaonis, 783 nucleotides. Lineage: Eukaryota; Metazoa; Mollusca; Cephalopoda; Sepiida; Sepiidae. The record is from the annotation of a GenBank genome assembly.
AUGUUGUCGCUCGUUUUGUCCUUCAUAUUUCCUCUUGUCAUUCUCUUUGUUUUUGUCCUACAUGCCAUUCAACAACUUUCCUUAUCUUCAUUAAAUUUUUAUCUUUCCUUAUUUUCUUCGAAGGUUUUUCUCUUCUACCCUCUCCUCCAUCUUUUGAUCUAUUUCGUUAAUUUCUUCUUUCGUCAUUAUUAUUAUUAUUAUGGCCAUUAUUUUCGCAUGAUGUUAUUUCUGAAUUUUCUUGUUCCUUCUUCUUACUACACGUUUGCUUCUCUUUCUUGUUCGUUUUCUUCUUGUCCUCAUUUUUUUCUUCAUGCUUUUCUACUUGUUCUUCGGUUCCUCUUCUCAUUGCUAUAUUCUUUUUACUUUUCUCAUUGUUAUUCUUCAUGUCUUUCUUUGUCAUUUGUUAUUUUCUAUUUUUUUUUUUACAUCUUUCAAUUCUCCCUUUUAUUAAUUUUAUCACACUUCUUCGAUGACUGUUAUUAUUAUUAUUAUGGUUAUCAAUUUUCUUUCUUUUUCCUUCUUUCUUUGGGUUCUUAUUUUAGCAUUUUUUCUCAUUCCCCACCUCUCAUUUUGCGUUUUCAUCCGUUAUUCUUUUCUUUUGAUUUUCUUUUCUGUUGGUUCAUUUUUCUUUUCUCUAUCUUCAUCUUUUCCAAUUCAUUCCUUCUAAUUUUCUUGUUGUCGCUACAAAUCUCUUCGUAUCUAUCUCAGUCCCCUCCUUUAUUCCAUUCCCGCAUCCCCCUGCUACUCCCACCAUCCACCACCAAUUUGCUAUAUAAACUAUAA